AACAUUGUACAGUAACGCGAUGACAGCGCGUGUUUAUUUUUUAUUCGGAACAUGUAACGUGUGUGUGGGUUAUAGUGUCCUUUUACUCUCUCUCUCUCGCUCUCUCUAUUUUCAACAACAGAAACAGAAUACUUUGGCGAAGAUAAAAAGUUGUCUUAUCAGCUAUGUGUAACGUGACCCCGCCCAGUCAUAGUAACCGGAAAUCAUUCUCACCGAUCAUUGUGCGCGAGAGCCCGGUGAAGCGGAUCGCGCAGAGCGGCAACCUGACGGGCGAGCCCCGGAGGGUGCGCGACCUCGCGGCAGAGCUGCACGCCCUCGCGCAGAAGUGGAGCCUGCUGCACCUGGAAGGCCUCCAGCUGCUCACGGCCAUGGUGCCGGCGGUGCAUCGGCGUCGUGAAGAAGGUAUCGAGAGCUCAGUGCUACAGGACCAGUGCAACCAACUGUGUGAAAUACAUAAAUCCAUGAGUGACGUAGUAGCAAUUAUGGAUACUAUUGCGAAGCAGUACCGCGGCCUAGAGGUAUUAAGGAAAACCGACGAUCAACCGAUGUUCCUCACGUGGCCGCCUUCAAAAUUCAGCGAGGUGUCGAGCCGGCUGAGCCAGGCGUACCGCGCCGAGCUGGAGGCGAAGCGUCGCGUGGUGGAGAACGUCGCCCACGGCCGGGACGAAGCCACCGCCACCUACUACAUGGCCUUGUGGAUGCACCAGGUGUACAUCGACACGGACGCGGAGCUGGGGCUGGAGAGCAUGCUGCUCGAGACGGGGCUCCGUGAGGUGGCCUGCGCCUCGUCGCGAUAGCACCGCCUCCCCUCGCGUCCCCAGGGCUCCUCCCGGCCAAUCAUGGAACCAUUGGUGGGGGUAUACUGCCUGCACUGCAUUCCGACAAACAGUGAAGUGUGCCGAGAGCGAGACUGAGGUUAUAGUGUUAAAAUGUGCCCUUUUUCGCUGGAGGUACCGGACAUUUGCCUUGGUAGCCUGGCCGCGACUUUCGAAGAAGGCCGAAACUUGAGAAAAUGUCGGCAUAUCUGUUUCGAUUCCACAGAAAUCCUUUAAAAAAUAAAAUAAAAAAUACUGUAAUUCCCAUUAACGAAUGAAAAGAAUUUUAAAACAAAGAGCAGAAUAAGUGAUCUAUCCCCCAAAUGAAAUUCUGUUUAUACUCGUGUGAAUUGGAUUGGGUUACUUUAUAAGUGGAAAAAAAGUGUGUUGCAGUUUUGCCAAUGCUGUAGAACACUACCACAGUUUAUUAAAUGGCAUUAUAUAUUUGUGAAUGAUUUUCA
Bacillus rossius redtenbacheri is the source of this 1276-nucleotide messenger RNA. Its product is annotated as cyclin-dependent kinase 2-interacting protein-like. The record is from RefSeq and is a predicted model, not a curated record. NCBI's taxonomy places the organism in Eukaryota, Metazoa, Arthropoda, Insecta, Phasmatodea, Bacillidae. Bases 165 to 797 code for a protein of 210 amino acids. The transcript has 5 exons.